UGCAUGCAGUAGAGAUGUGUGGCGCGAGUCAGCUAACUGAAGCAGACGAAGUUUGGAGCAGAAUUUCGCAAAGGCAAACUGAAUACACCGUUAGAUUGAAGAAAGUUUAAGCUGGUUUAGUAUACGGAUACUACUAAAGUAACGCACUCGGUCCUGGCUAAUUCUAAUUGGAAUUUCCUGCUGCAAUUUCAACUUGCAAAUCUAAACUUGAAAAGGCAAUUACCACGCCCGGCACCGGUACUGUACGAACGGAAUCGGACUCCGAUGUAGCUCGGCCGGGGCGCGUCUCGCUAUACGGGGAGGCAGUGUAACGCUAGAUUAUGUGGAGAUGCUGUGCAGGAUGCGGAAUUGAACUUAAAUAAACCAUGGAAAUAUUGCCGCAGUUGAGGUACAUUAGGUAUGAAUUUAUAUCGUUGAUCUGAGCAGUUACCACGAAAGACUAUUCUGCUACAUGGAUGACGGAAAUAAUGGCCGUUUUCUUCACAAAUGUGUGUAAAUUUAGUGACUGUGGCCUGACUUUCCCAUCCCUUCGUCAGCUGAUCGAACACAUAGAGGAUGCACAUAUUGACAAUGAUCCCAAGUUCCUUGAGAAGCAAGAGUUGCAGCAGCCAUCCUCUCUGCCUCUCAGCUAUGUGAUCAAGUUUGUGACUGAUGCAGCAAAACAUCAACAUGAGAAGAAGAAGGCACGGGCUCACAGUUCAUCAACAUCAAGUCCAAGGACUAUUGCACAGACUCUUGUAGCAGUCAACAGCAGUGAGUGGGACUUUGAUGAUGACAACGACAAGAGCGAUUCAGACAGCGAUAACUCCUGGACGACACAAGAUGAGUUUAGUUAUGAGCUUAUCCUGCGCACCAUGGCCACCCAGGUGGGGGACGAUAAACCCUUUCUCUGUCCUGUACCAGGAUGCAAGAAGAGAUAUAAGAACGUCAAUGGGAUGAAGUAUCAUGCAAAAAAUGGACAUCGGAAUGAGAAAAAGGUGAAGAAGAAUUUCAAAUGUCAGUGUGGAAAGAGCUACAAGACUGCCCAGGGCCUUAGGCAGCACAGACAGACGCACACCAACUCACUGGACUUGCCUCUCAGUUCUCUUGCCAGUAACAAACAAAUUAAAACAUCGAAAGUAAGCAGCGCCCUCAGUAGUUUGGCUUCGUCUACUGUACCAGCAUCCAUCAUCCAACAGGCCACUCCUCUCCUUGCCAGUCCCCUUGGGAUGUCCCUUGCCAACGGAAGCAUCGUCUUGGAAUCCAUCACCCCAAUCUCGUCGGGCAGCAUCAUCAUGGAACCUGGGGUGUCCACGGCAUCUGCAGCUCUUGGCAGUAUGGCCCAGGCCCAGCAGACAGGCCUUAUAGUGACUUUACCCUCUGGAGUGGAACCCACAAGCAUGAACCUUGCCAAGGCCUCGCUGGCCGCUGCCAACAAGGUCAAAUUCAAACAGAUCCACAUCCAGGGGGAUGCUAAAGACUGAACCGUGCAAUAUGAAAUUCUUGAGGACCUUGACAGAUAGAAGAGCAUUUAUGAUCUGGGAAUGCAAUUGGAUGCCUUGCAAUGCUGACAGAGGGUACCUAUGAUAUGUAAAUUUUCAUCUUGUGCAACAUUCAUUUCACCAUUAUUUGGACGGGAUACUUUUCACUGAAGUUCUUGAAGGAGAUUGAGGUCAUCAAGGAGGAACUUCUAUAGCUUUUAUUGCUGCUUACUGUAUACAAUAUAAUCAAUCACAGUCAAUCAGUAUAGUCUUGAUGGAAUGUUUUCCAUAUUAUUUGGCUAUUUUUUGCAGGGACAUUCUCCACUUAUCAUCUCAAUUAAUACAUCUCAAAUCAAAUUUCUGUACCUCAUCUUGCCACCAUUUUCGUUUCAACAUUCUGUUUUUGCAACAACUCCUUCAGCAACUUUGUGAUAUUGUUUACGAGAAAUACAACUUCAGAAAUGAUCUAUAUGAAACACCUGUUGGGUAACAAUAAAUUGAGAGUUGAUGAAAUCAUACCUCACUGAUGGAUGUAUCAGAAACAGAAACACUGAUUAUCAGAAGAUGCACAUGUUUUGUUUUAAUAUGCAGUGUACAUAUAUAUAAACUAUAUUUAUUGAUGAUAUUUAUUUUGUCUAAUGAUUUGGUUUUUGAUGAUCUAUGGGCAGUUACAUGUAGCAUGGCUAAUAACUUGGUAGUAUAAAUUUUCAAGUUGAGGAUUUUUUUUCAGACUACUAGAAAUUGCAUAUGAGAUGUUGGUAUAUGCAAUAGUUAGAGUUUGAGGUCUAUCCUAAGAGCUUAAAAUAAUCCACUGAGAAAAUGAAAUGAAAGAUGUAUUUAGAACUCAGCGAUAUUUAAAGGACAAGUCCACCCCAACAAAAACUUGA
Messenger RNA from Lytechinus variegatus (green sea urchin), 2347 nucleotides. It is a transcript of the gene jazf1, whose product is annotated as juxtaposed with another zinc finger protein 1-like. Bases 456 to 1463 code for a protein of 335 amino acids. The transcript is spliced from 5 exons. NCBI's taxonomy places the organism in Eukaryota, Metazoa, Echinodermata, Echinoidea, Temnopleuroida, Toxopneustidae. The record is from RefSeq and is a predicted model, not a curated record. Gene Ontology annotation, cellular component: nucleus.